This is a messenger RNA of Austrofundulus limnaeus, 3928 nucleotides long. RefSeq names its product MAP/microtubule affinity-regulating kinase 4b (gene mark4b). Gene Ontology annotation, biological process: intracellular signal transduction; protein phosphorylation; microtubule cytoskeleton organization. The transcript is spliced from 17 exons. The record is from RefSeq and is a predicted model, not a curated record. Lineage: Eukaryota; Metazoa; Chordata; Actinopteri; Cyprinodontiformes; Rivulidae. Gene Ontology annotation, molecular function: ATP binding; tau-protein kinase activity. Bases 1333 to 3600 code for a protein of 755 amino acids. Gene Ontology annotation, cellular component: cytoplasm.
UCAUAGAUUAAAUAUAUUUACACGCUAUGGCAAAUAUGAAAUGAUGACAUUAUUGAACCAUGUAAAAACUGAAAGUUUUGCAAUCACGAGUGAAUAACAAAACAAACAAACAACAAAAUAAACACUAAAAGGGGUUUUGAGGCUGGAGUGUGGUGAGAGGAGUUUGCUUUAGCUGGGAAUUUAACUAAGGGAUCCUAGUUAAAUGAGGGAGAGAAAUCGUUUAGAUGAUCAAAUCUCAUACAAAGAUAAAGAUCAACUCUAAACUGAGCACCUUGUCUUUCACCAGCAAAUUGUUACUUUUCCGUUCCCUUUUAUUCUGCUGAUGGCGGUACCAGAAGUAGGCGUCGGCUGACCCAAGAAUCUCAGGUGAUGUUUCCCAAAGAACUGCUUCAGUGUAGUGGCCAGUCGGACCCUCAGGGUGUCUGUUGGGCUUCUGGCCCUUCAGUCAGAAAGGUGGGCUGUGAGCUGGUUAAAUGACUAUUUUGCUAAUUACUAUCUUCUGCUAAUUUUAGCUACAUGUUGCUGUGUUCAGCUUGACACAGUUUUGCCCUUUCUCUACAAAAUUUUCAUUUUUUUCUGCUUUCAUCAAAAGUCAUCUGUUCAAAUUUAACUCAUAUUUACAGUUUUGCUAUCAAAUCUUUUCAGCUUGAUUUCAGCUGCUUUCAGCAAAAGUUUUCAGCAAUAAACAUUCACACUGCAUGAAAAUUCUCUGGUUUAAAACGGCUUCUUGAUGUUUUGUUAUUGUGUUUAAAAUAUUCAGUAACAGAAAACAUGUUUUGUUUUCACAUUUUCAUUCUCAGACCCGUUCUGUCAGAUUAAAAUAUUCUACUCUCUGUUCAGCAGAUGGUGCUAAACUCUAAUUUCUUUUGGUCUCUGAGCUGCACAGGGUUGUGUUUUGAUAAAACAAACACACACAAUGUUGUUAAAUGUCAUCUAAAGUCAUGUGUUUGUUUAUGUGUUGGUUCCAUCAGGGUUAUUGUGGUCUACAGUUGGAUCAAUUUCUGCUGACCUGCUCCACUGUGUACACACACAUACACAUUUUCCUCCUCUAUAACCCAUUAGAUAUAUUGACAGUUCCACAUUCAAUAUUUUUUGUUCUAAUUAGUUUUAGGCACCGCUGAAACAGUGCUGCUAAUGAUGCCAGAGUUCUCUGAAAGCCUGUGUUGGGACUCUGCAGUUUGUUGGCUGAUUCGCUUCGGCUGAUCUUUACUCCAUCGAUCCCUUUCAGCAGAACUCUGCUCUGCUGGCAGAUCUCUGCUCGUUCCGGUGCCGAUCCCUCCGGUCUGCAGGGUUCUCCGUCAGAACCAGGAGGUCUACAGCUGAGGAGGAAGGAUGAGGCCCUGGUUUCGCUCCAGCAGGUUCAGAUCUGUCCAGCAUACCUCCCUGUCAACCAGCCGCUCAGAGAAAGGUACGGGCUGGUCGAGCCGCUCGCUCGGCGCCCGAUGUCGAAACUCCAUCGCCUUGUGCUCCGACGAGCAGCCACACAUCGGGAACUACCGACUACUUAAAACCAUUGGCAAGGGCAACUUCGCCAAAGUCAAGCUGGCUCGGCACAUUUUAACCGGCAGAGAGGUUGCGAUUAAGAUCAUCGAUAAAACACAACUUAAUCCAACCAGCCUACAGAAGCUGUUUCGAGAGGUACGCAUCAUGAAAACUCUCAACCAUCCAAACAUCGUUCAGCUGUUUGAGGUGAUUGAGACGGAGAAGACACUUUACUUGGUUAUGGAGUACGCUAGUGGAGGGGAAGUUUUUGACUACCUCGUGGCUCACGGUCGAAUGAAAGAGAAAGAGGCCCGGGCUAAAUUCAGACAGAUCGUGUCAGCUGUGCACUACUGUCAUCAGAAGAAUAUUGUUCACAGAGAUUUAAAGGCUGAGAACUUGCUGCUGGAUGCCGACUCCAACAUCAAAAUAGCCGACUUUGGUUUCAGUAACGAGUUCACGGAGGGCAGUAAGCUGGACACGUUCUGCGGCUCCCCGCCUUACGCCGCCCCGGAACUCUUCCAGGGGAAGAAGUACGACGGCCCAGAGGUGGACAUCUGGAGCCUGGGCGUCAUCCUGUACACGCUGGUCAGCGGGUCGCUGCCGUUUGAUGGACAGAACCUAAAGGAGCUGCGGGAGCGUGUUUUAAGGGGGAAAUAUCGCGUGCCCUUCUACAUGUCCACAGACUGUGAGGGAAUCCUGCGCCGCUUCCUGGUCCUCAACCCAACUAAGCGCUGCUCCUUGGAGCAAAUAAUGAGAGAUAAGUGGAUUAAUGUUGGUUAUGAAGGCGACGAGCUGAAGCCGCAUUUACAGCCUGAAGAGAACUUCAGUGAUACCAGUCGUGUUGAUGUGAUGGUUGGGAUGGGAUUCGGCAGAGACGAGAUCAGAGAGUCUCUGAUCAGUCACAAGUACAACGAGAUCACUGCCACCUACCUGCUGCUCGGACGCAAGAAUGAGGCGGAGGCCACCGAGUCUCGAUCAGCCAGCAGUCUGAGUCUAGCUCGAGUCCGCCCCGGCACCAUUUCAAAUGGAACAAGCAAGCACUCCUCGUCCUCUUCCUCCUCCGGUGCACCGUCUUCCUCUGGACACAAGCCGCAGCGCAGCGCCUCCACCUACCACCGCCAGAGACGCCACUCUGACUUCUGUGGUCCUGCGGCUCCAGGGUCUGCUCACCCCAAACAAAGUCCCAGCGGCGAAGGAGCGGGGCUUAAAGAGGAGCGACUGUCAAUACGCAAACCGAGCGCCUCAACUGUGGGCUCCCGUAGCAUCCCGACACCCUCCAGCCCCAUGGUUAGCUCUGCCCACAACCCGAAUAAAGCCGAAAUACCCGACAGGCGCAAGGAAGUGAACUCAACGACGAACAACAUUCCUGCUCGUGCCAUGACCCGAAGGAACACUUACGUGUGUACGGAUCGAACGAGCACCGAGAGACACACUCUGCUUCAAAACGGCAAAGAGAACAGUACCUUAUCCCACCGCCUGCCUCCCGCCUCGCCAUCGACCCACAGCAUCGCCGGCGCCUCGGGGGUCUCCUCCUCAUCCUCCACACCUUCGUCCUGUCUCUCCAGGGGAUCCACCGUGAGGAGCACGUUCCACGGGGGGCAGAUCAGAGACCGCCGCACCCCCUCCCACACACCGCUGGCAUCGCCCGCCUCGUCUCACGAUGCCAGCCCGCUGCCUCACGUCAGGACCCGGGCCACCACUAACCUGCUCAGCAAACUCACCUCCAAGCUGACCCGCAGGGUCACAGACGAACCUGAGAGAAUCAGCAGAUCUCCGGUCACAAGUCGCCAUCUAUCUGGGUAUCAAAAAGCGGUCGAGCCCCGGACCCCCCGAUGCGGCUGGGAUGUGAGGGUGCGGAGCCCCCGGGACCCGGCCGAGGUGGUGCUGGCGCUGCGCGAGGCGGCGCAGGGCUGCGGCUGCCAGGUCCACCUGGCUGGGCCGUUCCUCCUCUCCUGCACCCACGGAGCAGCCGGCGCCCGCGUGGCCUUCGAGGCCGAGGUCUGCCAGCUGCCCAGCGGGCUGGGCCAGAGCAGCGGGGUCAAGUUCAAGCGCCUGUGGGGGGCGCCAUUAGCCUUUAGAGACAUCGCCACCAAAGUGUCCAAGGAGCUGGAGCUCUGAGAGCGAGCGGAGGUGGGGCGGCUGGAUGACAGGAUGGGACGGGAGGAAGAACAGGAAGCUCCUCCUCCUCAUCAGCACUGCCUCACCUCCACCCUCGCAGCUGGACGAGUGGAUGCAAAGAUGCAGACAGGCUUAUGAUGACCUCUGACUUCAGAGCUGACCUUUGAACCCUGCUUACCUGCUCCCACCUAGUUUGUUUUAUUUUUUUUAUCUGCAGAAUAGGAUUUAAGGCUGUUGUGAAUGAAUGAUGGAGAGUGAUCGUUUUAUUUCUGUUGUUUGUCAUCAUUCCUUUUUAAAGAGCUGCUAUUUAAAUAAGUUUUUUUAAUUA